CAACCUAGCUACCCACGAGCGAGUAAACAAACACGGACGGCAACACCGGCGAAUGCAAAGCAGAGCAAUUGGAUAAGCUACUAUGGCAGAACCUGAGAAACCCACACUCUUCGACUCUAUCCGCCGCUACACGAACACUCAAAUCUCGGGCGUCCUCCACUCGCUGAUCGGAGUACCAAGCAUGCUCCAGCCACCGACAUUCUCCGACAUGGAUAACACUCCUACGAGUGACACCACCUCGACCUUGUCUCAGCCAACCACGCCCUCUGGCGAAGGGUCGCAACAGGUGGUGGAAGGAAGAGGGGAUGGCAAAGUUGAGCGAGUGAUCAGUGAAGAAUGGAAGAUCAUAGAGCGACAACUAUUCUUGCGGGAUCCUGAGGAGGUGUUUAGUAGCUUUCUCAAGGACACCGGGGUGGGGUUGAAGGGGUCGUGGGCGGAGGAAGUGUUUUGGCCCCGGGGUAGGUUUGGAGAUGUUUGGGUACGGGGUGUGUGUCGCGGUGGUGAAGCAGACGUGAAGGGGAAGGGAGGUGAGGAGGGGGAGAGAGCUAAGGCUACGGGGGAGGGGGGAGAGGGUAGAGAGACAGAGUUGGAUGCGUACGCACAGCUCCUUCCGCUAUCGACCAGGCCGGAGAAUAAAACGGGAGGAGCGGUUACUGGCUCUCGUGGACAGGGAAGUCUGGGAGUGGUUUCUUCGGUGGCCACUACCCGCUCGGUUACGGAAAACGGAGUUACAAAGACAGAGUAUAUCCUUAAGAGGAGGUUCUCCGAUGGUCAGGAGGAGUUUCUUCAGAAACGGAUCACUAGAGGUUCUGGAUGAUUACUCUUGGUUUUUUUUUUACGUGUUUGUGUCUCCGUCGUGGUCUCUUUCAUCUCCUCUGUGCUUCAGGCGUUGUUGCCUUGCCAUUCCGCUGGCUGGCUGGUUCGGGAAACUGUUCAUUUCAUGCGGGUAGGCUGGAUCGGUGGGGUUUUUUAUUUUUAUUACUGUGCUGUGUUUAUUCAUGAUUCAUUGAUUGGCAUCAAUGCACUUUUACAACGGAAUAGUAUGAUACCGCGUGAA
Molecule: messenger RNA, 1057 nt
Organism: Tuber melanosporum (Perigord truffle)
Lineage: Eukaryota; Fungi; Ascomycota; Pezizomycetes; Pezizales; Tuberaceae
Exons: 1
Coding region: 83-817 (244 amino acids)
Source: RefSeq, a predicted model, not a curated record